UCGACAUUGUUGGGUGGAAUCGCUGUCGGGCAGGCUGUGUCUUUGGAAGCCAAUCGAGCGACAACAGCUCGUUCGCGACGGCCUCUCAGGAUAUGGACCGAUCCAAGCACAUGAACGCAUUCGUGGAGCGGGAGUUGAUGAAGAAGCGAGGGCAGUCGCUGGACUCGCCGGUGGAUGGAGAGAGCUCGUCUCCACAGACGCAGAAUCCGACGGAUGAGCUCUUUGAUAUCCCCGAGAACCUCCGGGUGAAGGACUCGGCCCUGCCCGAGGGCAACGUCACGCUUUCUGCCUCGAUGCUGACGGCCAUCCCAGAGAUUGAUCUGGGCAUCGACAUCAAGCUCAAAAACAUUGCCGAGACUGAACAAGCAAAGCAAAAACUGUCUGGAAGGAAGCAUACCAAGAAGGAUCUGUUGGACUAUAGCCAAAACGUCACGGCUGCAGAACGAUUCAUGACUGCACGCUAUCACCAACAACAGCGCUCGGACCAUUCCCAGCAACACGGCCGCAACAGUAACCAUGGCAACAGCGACAAUCACAGUCGCAGCCAAGGCUCGGAGUCGAGGGGACAUAGAUCGGAUCGUCGGUCGAUGGCAACAGACGACAUUGUGAUGGAGCGCUUCAAAAAGCGAAUGAGACGCUAAUUGUCUCGCUAGCCAAAUCCCCGCCAGCCGAGCAGACUCGAUCGUCUGACAUCGCACUGACCAGCACACCUGGCACCACACCUGGUACCACACCUGGUACCACACAGCACCGGGAGUCAGUCUUGUUCCCCACUGGAGGCUUCCGAUGGCAUUAGAGUUUGCUGCCAUGCUCUACGUGCAUCCCACCCAGUCCGUUAUUCCCCCCCCCUCUCGCCUCUGAGCAGUAGCUGACUUGUUUCUGCCUUGGACUGUCGCGUGGCGCUCAGAAACGGCCAUCGCUGGGUGUAUAUUAGAGUGCCUCUAGUUUAGUCCGAAGUCCCUGGCACAGUACUUCGAUCUUGGUGAUAGCAUUAAAGAUCUUCUCGAGCUUUGGGCUCUUUG
This is a messenger RNA of Polychytrium aggregatum, 1022 nucleotides long. Its product is annotated as hepatocellular carcinoma-associated antigen 59-domain-containing protein. Lineage: Eukaryota; Fungi; Chytridiomycota; Chytridiomycetes; Polychytriales. Gene Ontology annotation, biological process: mRNA splicing, via spliceosome. Gene Ontology annotation, cellular component: spliceosomal complex. The record is from RefSeq and is a predicted model, not a curated record. Bases 93 to 641 code for a protein of 182 amino acids. The transcript has 7 exons.